Molecule: messenger RNA, 2217 nt
Organism: Onthophagus taurus
Lineage: Eukaryota; Metazoa; Arthropoda; Insecta; Coleoptera; Scarabaeidae
Gene: FMRFaR
Product: FMRFamide Receptor
Biological process (GO): G protein-coupled receptor signaling pathway
Cellular component (GO): membrane
Molecular function (GO): G protein-coupled receptor activity
Source: RefSeq, a predicted model, not a curated record
AAUCGACACGCAGUCGUCCGCAAACUACAGCCUCGAAAACGACUCCUGAAACUGAAAUCUUUCGAGAGGAAACGCGCAAAACAAAAAUAACAAUUAAUUAAGUUGAUUAAUUAAAAACUUUCGUUAUAAAUUAAAUAAGAAAGUGCUGUGAGUUAACUUUAAGUGCCCAAAUAAAUUUUUCUAAAACAAAUUUUUAUUUUGAUUUAGUUCUUUUUGUUUGUGUUUCUUUUUUUAUAACAAAGAUGGGAUAAACUCUUCAGAUUAAACUGAGAUUUUCAUUGCGAAACGAGAAAAUGGAACUAACAACCCAAAAAUUCCAACAACAAACAUUAUUCCUAAGCUGGGAGCAUUCCGGGAAAAAGAAGAAAAUAUAAAUCUAAAAAAAUAAAUCAAAUUAAAAUUGACCACGAUGAAUUAUAAUAACGAAACGCUUUUAGAAAUUAUCGAUGAUAAUGGAACUUCUUGUUUAGAUUACGAACCGUCAGAUUUCUAUUGGUUCAUCGUAAACGGUAUCCUAUUGAACGUAAUCGGCUUCUUCGGCAUCCUGGGCAACAUCAUUUCGAUGAUCAUUCUCUCGCGUCCGCAGAUGAGAUCAAGCAUAAACUAUCUUUUAAUCGGCUUAGCACGUAUCGACACCGUUUUAAUCAUAACGAGCAUCCUAAUUUUCGGCUUGGUUGGAAUUUAUCCAUAUACAGGAUGUCUUUUUAAUUAUUUUUUCGUCGUUAUGCCACAUAUUGCUCCGUAUUUAUUCCCGAUAGCAACAGUUGCACAAACAGCUUCAGUUUAUUUAACCGUAACUGUCUCUUUUGAUCGAUAUAUCGCCGUUUGUAAACCUUUGAGAGCAAGAUCUUUGUGUACUUAUGGUCGAGCAAGGAUUUACGUGAUAUGCAUCGUGAUUUUUUCGAUUUUAUAUAAUUUACCUAAAUUAUGGGAGAGUCAAAUUCGAAGUGAUUUUCACGAAGAGGCCAAUAUGACCGUUUAUUGUAUCAGACCAUCCGAAUUUAGAAAUAAUAACGUUUACAAAUCGGUUUAUAUUAAUUGGUGUUAUUUAAUUUUUAUUUAUUUAAUACCGUUUUUGGCGUUAGCUUAUUUGAACAUCUGUAUUUAUAUACAGGUUAGAAUAGCGAAUAGGGAACGAGCUCGUUUAUCAAGAAAUCAAAAACGCGAAAUCGGUUUAGCAACAAUGUUACUUUGCGUGGUAAUCGUUUUUUUCGUUUGCAAUCUUCUCCCGUUGGUGAUUAAUAUAAUCGAGGUUUUUCAUCUGGACAUUGAUGAGGUAUUGUUCGGGCGGAUGAUAAAAACGUCGAAUUUUUUGGUUACCGUUAAUUCGAGCGUUAAUUUUAUUAUUUACGUGACGUUCGGCGAAAAAUUUAAACGGUUAUUUCUGGUUUUAUAUUGUUCGAAUAGGAUCUGCGGCCGAUUUAAUGAAUCCGCGGAUGGCGCAAAUCACGACGACAGCUUCAUCUCGAACGGAGACAGACAAAGUUUAAGACUCCAUCGGCAUAAUAACGCGAGUAUAAGAAAUGGUAGUACUACGAUUAGACAUAAUGGGAUGUCUUUUAAUGGUAGUCGAAGAUGUAGAAGCGAAAAGGAUGGUAUUGGUGGUAGUGGUGGUAAUAGAAAAAGUCCCGCUCCUUGUGUUUAUUAUCCUGCUAAAGUGAGUACCGUUGGAUAUAGCACUCAAAUUUCAAUUCCGAUGAAUGAAUGGGAUGGAAAUAGUACUUCUACUACGACCACUACCAUUUUUUAAUGUUAAUUUCGUAAAAUUAAAUAAGGACCAAUUCCAAAAUAAAAAGAUUGUACCUAAAUCAAUGUCUUAAUCUAGUCAAUGAUUGAAGAAAAACUUUUUUUGUUGAUUAUAAACAGGGUAAGGCUCGAUUUUGUAAAGAUAAAGAUCAAAAGAAUUAAAUAAAUAAAUGGAAGACUGCGAAGAAUUUUAAAGAAAUUAACCAACUAUAUUAAUAUUAUUAAAAAAUAUUGUAAAAUAUGCUAAAUUUGUAGGAGAAAAAUAAAUAUUGUAAAAAAAGAUAUUAAUUAGCAAGCAAUAUCUAUCCUGUUAAUGUAGUUAAACAAUUUCAACAUAAAAAAUGGGGAAAUACAAACGCUGUCUUCUGAAAUCAAUAUGAAGGCUGGAGAAUUCUCAAUUUAAACAUAAAAAUAUCCAGUUUAUAAAAUAAAUGUGUAAAUUAAAAUUUAGAAAUUAUUUAUUGCGCCCAU